CUUUCAUGCACGUUCGAUAAAAGUUGAACUCCAUGAAAUAUGUAGUUAGUGACUUUUUGUAAUAAAACGUCCAUAUUUUCUACUUCAGUAUAUUGAUAUGUUAGUUUUAUUGGUAAUUAUUUCAAUUAUUCAAAUUUAAAAUAAAUUGUAAACGAAAUCAAAUGCACAUGACGUUAGUUGGCCAGGUGUUUAUAGAGUAGCAAGAAACUUUAAAUAGAAAGAUUGAAAAAUGAAACUUUACAAAUUAGUGCCCAAUUUGCGAACAAAUUAUUUUAUCUAAUUUUGUCUUAGAGAUGCUGCCGAUUAUGACAGGAAAAGUCUCCUAUUUUUCAACAAUUCAAAUUUGAUUCGACUACAAAAGGACUGUGGUAUGGCGGGGAAUGAUUUAUGGCACAAUAUGGUCACCGCGGCCAAGAAUAAAUCGGUCGAAAUCGCCGAGUUCGUCAAGAACGACAUCAACGAACUCUCCUCCGCCGUCAGCUCCGAAGUCCUUUACUAUUCUGAUGCUGUGAAACGCGGGGCUUCUAACCUUCUUGGGAACGUCAAGGAAAGUUUAAACCUCAACAGAAGUUUUGUUCCGAAUAACGGUAGACAUUCGGUGAGGUCCUUCAUAAGGGAUCUGUGGAGCCCGGAGACGAUUCACGACGAUGUCAGUCCGAUGAUCAUCAGGGACUCUGAGGCGGUACCCAUGACCGACGUACAGUACAGACAUCACGUUCUCGUAACCGAACCGAAGAACUUCACGGAAGGCUUCUCCGAAGUAGAGGAACGGCAGGCUGGGGCUUGGUACGCCACUGCCGGUGAGAACUUGCAGGACGUAGAAUACCUCGGGAAGCAGCUGUCGGAGUGUCCUGCGCUCGCCGACAUGUACAGGACUCUGGUUCCUGAGCAGGUGACCCACUCGGAGUUCUGGAAGAGGUACUUCUUCAGGCGUUAUAUGCUGUUUGAUUGUUAUUCCGAAGAAGAUGUCGGGAAUUACUACACAGGAAGAAGUGAAAGAAGCUCGUUGCUGGAGGAUAUAGGAUCAUUCGAUGAUAAUGAACAUAAAGAGGAAUCGGAUAGAAUUUCUACUGGUGGUGAUGAACCAUUCUCCAUUGAAAUAGAAAAUCCACGCGGAUCAUCGUCUAGCAGUGACAGGCUAACGAAUAACGAAUUUGAUAUAGAAACGGACGACGUAACGCUAUACGAUGUUAUAUCGGCUGACUAACUAAAUUGUUUAAAAAAUAUUUGUUUUUGUUUUUGUUUACAGUUAAUAAGUAUAAUUACAAUCGUUCCAAAAUAUUUUAAAUAAAACUUAAAUG
Molecule: messenger RNA, 1301 nt
Organism: Nezara viridula (southern green stink bug)
Lineage: Eukaryota; Metazoa; Arthropoda; Insecta; Hemiptera; Pentatomidae
Source: the annotation of a GenBank genome assembly